Messenger RNA from Siniperca chuatsi (mandarin fish), 1184 nucleotides. RefSeq names its product type-2 ice-structuring protein-like. Gene Ontology annotation, molecular function: signaling receptor activity. Bases 216 to 860 code for a protein of 214 amino acids. The record is from RefSeq and is a predicted model, not a curated record. The transcript is spliced from 10 exons. NCBI's taxonomy places the organism in Eukaryota, Metazoa, Chordata, Actinopteri, Centrarchiformes, Sinipercidae.
GAUUGAUUUUAGAUUUGCAUUUCUGUCUGUAUGUUUUCAGUGUGUGUGGCCUCACGUCCUGGCUUUGUAACUAACUGUAUUUAAGAGCCGGUCUUUGUCUUGUUCAGCAGCUCCACACAGGACGGCUGAAGCUACGCGCUGUAACUGAGAAGGACGAAGAGAAGAUCAUUCUGCAGCAGGACAUCAUCAUCUCUCACAUCUGCCACAUCUCUACCAUGAAGAUGCUGACUGUGUCCGUGUUUGUAUGUGCCAUGAUGGCUCUGACUCGAGCUACUCCUCUUCCAGAAACAGAAGACGAGCCUGUGACACAGGAAAUUAUGGUUGAUCCUCUUCCAGAAACAGAAGACGAGCCUGUGACACAGGAAAUUAUGGUUGAUCCUCUUCCAGAAACAGAGGACGAGCCUGUGACACAGGACAUUAUGGUUGAUCUUUAUACAGAUGGAGACAUCUGGACUCCAGUUCCAACUCCAGUAAUAGAUGAACCCUGGCUUCCAUCUUGUCCUGAUGGUUGGACUACAUUCAGUAUUCGUUGUCUCCGCUACGUUGCAGAAAGCAUGACUUGGGAUGAAGCUCAGGAAAACUGCCGGUCCAUGGAUGGAAACCUUGUAUUUGUAGGCGACGCUGAGUCCUUUGAUGACGUUCAUGAGCUGAUUCAGAGUGCCGGCGAUAAUUCUGGAAACAUAUGGGUUGGAGGCUGUGAUACAGAGGAUCUUUCUUGGUCCUGGAGUUUUUAUGACUGGACAUCUGAUGAGCGUGAGCACUUCUGUUUUCAACCCUCUGGAGAAAACGUGUCGGGGUGCUUGAAUGAAAUGCAGUGCGAUUCUCAUCUCCCAUCAGUCUGCAGCGUUAUUCUCAUGUGAUUCCUGGGCUGAAACAGAGGCAUGAUCCGUCUGGAAAAAGCACAAACACUGGCCGAUGUGUAUUUCUGCCAUCACUCUCAUAUAUAACCUGAAGCCUCGGAAUCUCAUUUGACAUCUCUCUUUCUUUUCUAUUGCUAUAACGCUACGAAGGAGGAUCGAAGCGACAAGUGACAUAAACUGGCUGGAUGGUCUCUGAGGCUUUGUGCCUUUAAUAAGAGCAGACUGAAUGAGUUAUGAAAAGAAGGAUUUUAGCAUGGCUUUACUCUGCAGCGUGAACUGUUCUUUCUUGUCUUGUGCAAAUUAAAAAGCUUAAGCACUGAAAAA